AUGCCCUCCUUCUCAUCGAUUUCACUGUCUGCUUCUCUCUUAACCGCAGGAUACCUCGCCUUCCGCGGCCUCACACCCCCAAACCUUCCUUCCAGCUCCAAAGGUAAUGGGCCGCCAGACCGCGUUCGUCUGAUUGCCGGCCCGAUCAACACCGUCACACUACAUCUCAAUACGGCCUGCAUCAUCUACCACGCUCUUCUUGCGCUGUUCUAUAUAGAUAGCAGUAACAGCAAUGCUAAGGAGCCGAUCUAUUCUGGCGAUGGAGUGUACCUCCAAGCAAUCUGUCCCCACCGGACCAGCCUCGCACCGCAUCUCUUCACUUGGACUAUCACAUCCACACUCUGCCUCGUUUCCAUCAUCGUGGGCGCUUUGCUUCGGCUCUCUGCAUUCAGGUUCCUAGGUCGAAACUUUACCUUCCAGCUGGCGCAACCAAAUACCCUGAUAACUGGGGGUUUGUACCGAUUGGUACAGCAUCCCAGUUACACAGGGCUGUGGUUCCUCGCAGCAGGAUACCUGGGAUUGGUGAUGCGGUGGGACGGUGCAGUAGCCUGUGCUAUGGAUGAUGCGGUGCUUGAGCGACUAUCCGGAUGGGGAGGAUGGGUAGUGGGUGUGAUAGUAACAGGGUUGAUCUAUGCAACGGUGAUGCGCGUGCGAGACGAGGAGGGGAUGUUGCGGGACCAGUUCGGGCGGGAUUGGGAGGAAUGGCAUAUGAGGACGGCACGAUUCAUCCCAUAUUUAAUAUAG
Messenger RNA from Aspergillus luchuensis, 744 nucleotides. RefSeq names its product methyltransferase family protein. The record is from RefSeq and is a predicted model, not a curated record. The transcript has a single exon. NCBI's taxonomy places the organism in Eukaryota, Fungi, Ascomycota, Eurotiomycetes, Eurotiales, Aspergillaceae. Gene Ontology annotation, biological process: C-terminal protein methylation. Gene Ontology annotation, molecular function: protein C-terminal S-isoprenylcysteine carboxyl O-methyltransferase activity. Bases 1 to 744 code for a protein of 247 amino acids. Gene Ontology annotation, cellular component: membrane; endoplasmic reticulum.